Messenger RNA from Glarea lozoyensis ATCC 20868, 393 nucleotides. RefSeq lists its product as uncharacterized. The transcript has a single exon. Lineage: Eukaryota; Fungi; Ascomycota; Leotiomycetes; Helotiales; Helotiaceae. The record is from RefSeq and is a predicted model, not a curated record. Bases 1 to 393 code for a protein of 130 amino acids.
AUGGACAAACAACCAGAAGCUGAGGACGUACAUGGAGAUGUCGAUGAUACACGAACAGGAAACAGAGACACGCUAGCAGAAUGCGGGCCAAGGAUAACUAUUGCAAUCGAGGAAAACGCCAGAAUGAGGGCGGAACUUAUUGAAGCUGAGGCAAUACCUAAAAUUACUAUGGCAGAGUAUCGAAAGUUCCUCCAGGAUAACUUUCCCGACAGCACAAGGUAUAUACAGUACCCCGGGAAUUUAAUCGAUCAAGUCAUGAUGUUCCAAGCAGAAAACCCAGGAUACUACUUCUAUGGUGAGUUUUCUAAUAGCAAAGUUGACGCAAAAUUCUUGGUGACCUUUCCAGAGAAGAAACUCGGUGAUGAUGCCGAGGAGUCUAGCAAAACUAUAUAA